This is a messenger RNA of Cordyceps fumosorosea ARSEF 2679, 3036 nucleotides long. Its product is annotated as heavy metal tolerance protein precursor. The transcript has a single exon. Gene Ontology annotation, cellular component: membrane. Gene Ontology annotation, molecular function: ABC-type transporter activity; ATP hydrolysis activity; ATP binding. The record is from RefSeq and is a predicted model, not a curated record. Gene Ontology annotation, biological process: transmembrane transport. Lineage: Eukaryota; Fungi; Ascomycota; Sordariomycetes; Hypocreales; Cordycipitaceae. The coding region runs from base 1 to 3036 and encodes 1011 amino acids.
AUGGCGGCCGCUGAAAAUGUUUCGGCUCUCCAACAGCGACAAUCCGACUCGUCUAUACCUGCCUCCGAUCUGAUCCUUCGCGAGACGCAAUACCUUUACUCCUUCAUACUUCUCGUCGCGUUUGUAUCGUGUGUUGCAUGGUACAGUGUGUAUAAUGCCAAGAAGCAGGAAAGCAUUGUACAAUCGCAUGUAAAAGGCCCGGGCGGGAAGCCCUUGCCCGUCACGAAGAAGAAGACCAAAGACGAUGGCGAGAGAAAGCUUGGUCCCCAUUUUGGCCCGGCUGCCAAAAAUGUCUUUCGCUAUCUGGCUGCAGUCAUUUUCAUCUCUUAUGUUGCGACCGGCGCCUUCAUGUUCGACCAUGCGUUCUACCAUGACAACCCUUACAAGUGGUCUAAGGACGGUCUCUCCUGGGCUGGUGAGUGGACCAUUGUCCACGUUCUGGGCUCCGUCUUCUUCUACCUUUACAUCCUUUUCUCGCUCUUCGACUGGAAAAAAGGGCCCAAUGUCGUUCACCUCUUGAUCUGGGUCCUAGGCCUAGUAGGCGAGAUCAUUCUUUUCUCAACCACCUUUACGACUGCGGCCGCAUGCCGCUUUACCAACCCAAAAUCGCAAACGGGAGACGAAGACUGCUUUGAUCGCUGGAUCAAACUGGACUUGGUUCUCUACUUUGUCCGUAUCCUCCACCUGAUAGCCCUAAUCGGGGUUUUCAGCGUUGCUUGGAUCGGUAAAGUACGAUCCAAGCGACCUGUGAAGCUUGAAGACGGCUUCGCCCAUGAGCACACCCCGCUUUUGAAUGGCCAUCAGAGGUCAUAUGACUCUCAAAAUGGCGAUGUCAAUACAGCAGGACCGAACGGACGCGACACAUACUCUCGCCGGUCUCGAGGGCGGACCAUGUCCAACGCAGCCAAAUACUCAGCGCCCAGUUCACGCAAAGACGAAAACGCCGCGUUUUAUCGACCACAAAAGCUUCCCCACAAGACUUGGUGGGAAUAUAUCCGCGGAUAUUCCCUCUUUUUCCCCUACUUGUGGCCCAAGGAUUCCGUCAUGCUGCAGCUGCAAGUUCUUGUCUGCUUCGUCCUCGUUAUUAUUCAGCGCAUUGUCAACAUUAUUGUUCCGAACCAGAUCGGUGAAGUCGUCAAGCAGCUCAAUCAUGCUAUCAAGGAAGUGCAAGAUGGACAACCGUUGACUAUGGAUCUCUUCCCUCUUCGCGCCUCCCUGUUUCUUGGGCUUCUCUGGAUUCUCCAGGGCAUGCUCGGGCCACUUCGAUCCUUGCUCUGGAUACCCGUCUCCCAGUACUCUUAUCGUGGCUUAACAACGGCUGCUUUCAACCACGUGCACUCUCUCAGCCUGGACUUCCAUCUCUCUAAGCGCACUGGCGAAGUCCUGUCCGCACUCAACAAGGGGUCUUCUAUCAACUCUUUCCUCGAGCAGGUCACUUUCCAAGUCAUACCUAUGCUCUUUGAUUUGAUUCUGUCUAUUAGUGUCUUCUACUACAAAUUCGGACCGCUCUACGCGCAAAUCAACCUUGUAGAUACCUGCUGGUACCUCUACAUGACAAUCAAGAUGGCAUCGACACGAGCUGACCAGCGACGCGAGAUGACCAAUGCUGACAGAGAAGAAGAGGCCGUCAAAAACGAUUCGAUCUCUAGCUAUGAGACGGUCAAAUACUUCAACGCCGAAGAGUACGAAUCUAGCCGUUAUCGUGACAAGGUCGGAGCCUAUCAGAAGGCCGAAGCCAAUGUGCAGAUGGGCAUGGUCAUGAUGAAUGUGUGUCAAACACUCGUUUUUAAUCUUGGCAGGAUAUUGGCCGCCCUCAUCUGCGGCUGGCAGGUCGCCGUAGGAAUGCGGGAAUCCAGCGAUUGGUUCGUCGUUAUUUCUUACCUGACCCAGCUCCAAGGCCCACUCAACUUCUUUGGCACCUUCUAUCGAACUGUUCAGCAGUCCAUGAUUUCAGGAGAACGGUUGCUUGAGCUCUUCAAAAUUCAGCCUACAGUUGUGGACGCUCCCAACGCGAAGCCCCUCGAAGACUUCUCUGGCCAUAUCCGAUGGAAAAAUGUCAACUUUUCUUACGACCGACGUCGCCCGGCGCUGCGCAACAUCUCGUUUGAGUGUCAACCUGGGUCCACGACGGCAUUCGUUGGCGAGUCUGGUGGCGGUAAAUCUACCUUGUUUCGUCAUAUGUUCCGAUACUACGACUGCGAUGAAGGCAGUAUUGAGUUGGACGGCAAGGAUGUGCGGGACCUGACCAUCUCCUCCGUUCGUCGCCAUAUCGGGGUUGUGCCUCAAGACACAACCUUGUUUAACGAAUCCCUCAUGUACAACCUUAGAUAUGCAAACCCAAACGCCACCGAUGAAGAAGUUUAUGCUGCCUGCAAAGCGGCGAGCAUUCACGACCGAAUUCUGUCUUUCCCGGACCAGUACGAAACACAGGUUGGCGAGCGUGGACUCAGACUCAGCGGAGGCGAGAAGCAGCGUGUUGCUAUCGCUCGUACCAUUCUUAAAGACCCUCGCAUCAUCAUGCUUGACGAGGCCACGUCGGCUCUGGACUCUCACACUGAGCAGGAAAUCCAAGAGAAUGUUUGGAAUAUUGGUCGAGGCCGCACUCUUCUCAUCAUUGCACACCGAUUGUCUACGAUUACCCAUGCCGAUCAGAUCGUUGUGCUGCAUGCUGGUACGAUUGUCGAAAAAGGCACGCACUUGGAGCUUCUGGCCGCUGGUGGCCGGUACGCAUCGAUGUGGGAGAAGCAGAUCCGCGCUGAACGCGCGCUUGACGCUGCCAGGGAAGCCACCCAACGCGCCGCGCGUGCUCUCCGCAGGGCUAACAUGAGCCAUAAGAAGGGAACUGAGACGCCUCUAGACGGCUAUAACAGUCUGGGUUCCUCAGCUUCCCUUUCUGGCAACACGGCUAGCCGCGGAUCCAAGAACGCCAAGAGCGAAGACACUACUGAGGAAGCCACCACCUCUGGCUCGUCAUCGUCAGACGAUGAAUCAGGGCAUACUGAUGAGCACUCGCGAGAGCGCAAAUUGAAUCAGUAA